Triticum aestivum (bread wheat) is the source of this 1553-nucleotide messenger RNA. Its product is annotated as dof zinc finger protein DOF3.4-like. The coding region runs from base 37 to 1185 and encodes 382 amino acids. NCBI's taxonomy places the organism in Eukaryota, Viridiplantae, Streptophyta, Magnoliopsida, Poales, Poaceae. Gene Ontology annotation, molecular function: DNA binding; DNA-binding transcription factor activity. The transcript has a single exon. The record is from RefSeq and is a predicted model, not a curated record. Gene Ontology annotation, biological process: regulation of DNA-templated transcription.
CUCCCCGCCAGGAAACCCUCCGUCCACAUCGAUCCCAUGAUUCCCAUCUCCACCUCCGUCUCCCUCCGUAUAUACGCGCCCGUGUCCCCUCCCCCCUUCCUUCCCUGCGUCCGUGGCCAGCACCCAAUCCACAGCCGUACCUUGCUCGCUGGCCGGCUAGCCGCCUCUCGCUUCCUACGUACGUGCGUACGUCGUCAGAUGGCGUCGACGACGGCCGACGACGCGGCGGCGGGGCGGCGCAAGGCGGGCACUCCGCCGGCCCUGCCGCCGCCCCCGGCGGAGCAGGCGGUGAGGUGCCCGCGCUGCGACUCGCCCAACACCAAGUUCUGCUACUACAACAACUACAGCCUGUCGCAGCCGCGCCACUUCUGCAAGACCUGCCGCCGGUACUGGACCAAGGGCGGCGCGCUCCGCAGCGUCCCCGUCGGCGGCGGCUGCCGCAAGAACAAGCGCUCCCGCUCCGGCUCCUCCUCCUCCUCCCGCGGCCUCUCCCUCACCACGCCGGCCGGGGGCGGCGCCGACCAGGACCAGCAGCACGCGGCGAGGAUGAGCAUGGGCGGGUUUCCUGGCGGCGGCGGCGGCGACUUCCGCGGCGUGGUCGGCAUGCUGCCGGUGCUCCACUCCCCGGCCGUCGUCGGCCAGUACGUGCCGUUCGGGGACUGGUCCUCGGGGGAAACCAACGGCGGGGGCGCGGCAGGCCGCGCGACGAACGGGUCGGCGGGAGCCGGAAACGGGGCGGCGAGCAGCGCCAUCGCGUCGUCCAUCGAGUCGCUCAGCUUCAUCAACCAGGACCUCCACUGGAAGCUGCAGCAGCAGCGGGUCGCCACCAUGUUCCUCGGCCCGCCUAGCGCCUCCUCCUCCUCCCACCCCCACGCCGUCGGUGGCGGGAGCAAUGGCAUGCCAGCCGCCGCCCAGUUCGGAGGAGGCGGCGCCUUCCUGCAGAUGGCGGGGCUAUCCGGCUGCAUGGAGACGCUGCCGGCGACCACGACAUGGUUCAUGGACAACUCCUACGCGUUGCCUUCCCCGCCCCGACCCGCUGCCGGCGUGGGCGCCGCCAGUAGCAACAUCAACAGCGGCCGGAGUAGCGGCGGCGGCGGGGAUGAUAACGCCACGUCGGACAACAACAACUGCGGCGGCUCGAUCCCGUCAUGGGGCGACAUUUCGACGUUCGCAAUGCUGCCGUAGAAACUUCAACGACUUCCGAGUGCGGAUUCCGAAGGAAUCGAGCUUGUUGCUAGGGAGGCUAAUUUAUCCCUGUUAUUAAUUCAUUAGCGGAUGGUUGGUCUCUAACUGGGUUGAGAUAUACUAAGUGUAUUAAUUUUAGUUCUUAUUAUGAAGUGAUAUAGUGCCUGUCAGUUGUCACAGAACCCUAAUCAGCAAUCCAUGUAUCAUGUAAUUUUCUUUACCGUUUCUUCGUUUAUUUUGUUUCAUUUUCAUUCGCUUUUGCCUUUGUCUAUGCAUUUUUACAUGCAUUCGUGUUGUUAAAUGACUUGGGAGCGACCAUCUGUAAGUCGUGUAAAAAUUAAAUUUAAUGUAAGUUAAACUUUUUCAUA